UUUCCGUUACUAAAAAUCACGUGACUAAACAUCCCAUUUAAAUGAAUAUUCACAACAAACGCGUUUGGUUCGUUGGAAACGAACAAUGUCGGAUAUAGAUCGUGCCCAGUAUAAAAAAGAACAGACAGAGUGUAUCACAAAAGCAAUCAAAAAUCAAGAGUCUGCUAUCAAGGAAAAACAUAUUCGACGGACAAUAAUAGGAACAUGGCAGGAGAAAGGUAACUCUAUGUUUUGGUUAACACUUAGCAAGCAGCCUCUUCCAUCACAGCCUAUCAUUUGUUGGAAGUCUAUGCUUUUGCUACAUAAAAUAUUGCAUGAAGGUCAUCCAAAUGUUCUACAUGGCUCCUAUCUUUAUAAAAAAACAUUGAGAGAAUUGAUGGUUGUAUAUAAACUUCAGGCUGGAUCUUAUUGUAUUCUUAUUUGCGAGUACAUAAAAAUACUAAUGACCAAGCUGGAAAUUCAUCAUAAGUAUCCUGGAAUACCUGGUGCUUUUACAUCAUCAUCUGAAACCACAAUGAAAAUUCCAGAUAGUGAUGUGAAUGAAGUAUUUACAUUUGCAGUUGAGUGUCUGGAUUAUCAAGACCUGCUUUUAACAUUUGAAGAAAAUAUUUUAAAGACUUUGGACAAGUCUAAAAAUAAUCCACAGACUGCAAGUUCACAAUGCAAGAUUGCUGUAUUAUUUCCUAUUUUAAAAGAAUGCAGUGGAAUUUAUGAUAUCUUAGUACUUGUGGUUGAAAAGCUACAUAAAAGAGUUCCUCAUGACACAUUGGAAGGUUUCAGAGAAAGGUUUAACAUCCACCACAAGAGAAUGAAGACUUUUUGUACAUAUUCAGAAGUAAUGACAUGUAUUGCAAAUGUUAUUGGAAUUCCAGUUAUUCCUGAAACUCCACCAAAUUUUUUUAAUGAUAAAUAUCAAACAAAACAAGAACUCAAAAUAAUUAAAGAAGAGCCUAAACCGGCUCCACUGCUUCCUCAUGAUGAUGAAAGGGAUCAUUUAACAGAGCAGUUAAUAAAAGAAAUUGAGGAGCUACGAAGAAAAUUAGAACUCGCGGAGAUGCAGUUUAAUGAUAAAGAAAUCAAUUUCCAGAUGCAAAUUCACAAACUUCAAGAAGAACUCAGAAAAACUCAAAUACUUGCUAUGCAGAUAACAGAGGAAAAUUGUUUUCUCAAAAGUCAGCUAAGUAAUAAAAUCAAAUGACCUUAUUAAAAGAACAUAUUGAGUUGCAUUUAAGUGGAUUAAAUAGUUGCUUUAGGUUGUGUCCGACCAGACGCUGAUGCAGAAGCUGGCACAUGAUGUUUCUUUUUAAUGGUGCUUUAGAUAAUGGUAGAUUAGAUAAUAAUGGUUAAGCCGAUGGCGGUUGAGAUUAGAGAUUUAGGCUUAGAUCACGUAUUCCAGCAAUUUGUAGUUUUACAAUUCCUUCAAUUUUUCCUACAAUUUUUCUGUGUAAAAACUUUACCACUGCUGUAAAGAUUUGCUUGAAACUGGAAGAAAAAACUGUUUUUUGAAAAAUUCCUAAAUUUUGUGUUCAAAUAAAUAUGUUGCCGCAAUUUGCUCCAAACCUUUUUAAAAUAGAAAUAAACUUAAAAGAUAAAGUGUUACCAUAGUAUGUAUAAAAAAUGUUUAUAGUGUAGUGUGUCACGAAUGAUUUCAAACCAUUCGUAAAUACUAUAAAUAUAUACGGGAAGGUUGCAUAAGUUGACAUGUUAA
Molecule: messenger RNA, 1708 nt
Organism: Hydra vulgaris (swiftwater hydra)
Lineage: Eukaryota; Metazoa; Cnidaria; Hydrozoa; Anthoathecata; Hydridae
Source: RefSeq, a predicted model, not a curated record